Messenger RNA from Acipenser ruthenus (sterlet), 7169 nucleotides. RefSeq names its product splicing factor 3B subunit 1. Gene Ontology annotation, molecular function: mRNA binding. The record is from RefSeq and is a predicted model, not a curated record. The transcript has 22 exons. NCBI's taxonomy places the organism in Eukaryota, Metazoa, Chordata, Actinopteri, Acipenseriformes, Acipenseridae. Bases 2952 to 6461 code for a protein of 1169 amino acids. Gene Ontology annotation, biological process: spliceosomal complex assembly. Gene Ontology annotation, cellular component: U2 snRNP; U2-type prespliceosome; U12-type spliceosomal complex.
AACCCUGAACACCUCCCUGAGCUCAACACAGCCUGCAUCGUAUACACAGCGACGAUAGAGAGGACUGUUAAACAGUAAACUGCUAGCACAGGCAGGUAGUGCAAUUGCAGAAUGGGUUUGGAUUUUUUUCUGACUGGGGUUUAUACAAAUAGGUGUGAUCCAGGCUGUGAAAAGCACUUCUGAGCUGUUUGAAGGGUUAACGGGUUUGUUUCCAAUGCUUUACCUGUUUCAAGUGUACAUUUUUAAAAAUGUUGUCCAAGGCAGUGUUUAUUGAACUGGGUUUCCAAUUGACCAAGAUUUCUGUUAAUCUGUACAGGGAAUAAUUUACUUGCCACCCUAUCUUCCCCAAGUGUUACUAAUUCUGCGACCAAUAUAUGGGGCAGAAAACUGAGCUCAAGAGGAUUUUUGGGCAAGUGUUUAACAUUUGUCACUCCAGUGCUGGUGAAUACUUCAGGAGGUUGAAACUUGGACAACUUGCCUUUAACCACACUGCUGUUCAUAUACAUACCUGUGCACCUAAUUGAAGUGCAUUUGAGAUCAGGAUUGGCUUGAUGCACAGCUGAAAUUAAGAGUUUAAUUGUCUCGGGUAUUGGAAUGUAGGCAAAGUUUCUGUGCAGAAAAUUGUUUGAUUUUUUCCUUCUUAUUUAUUUAUUUUUUACAUUGUAAUUUGUCUGUGGAAUUGAGGAAACACCAGUGUUUGGAGUUCAAGAGCCUUGAGGCCCCUUUCGGAGUAUGAACCUGAAGUAAAUUAUUCCCUGUACUUUGCAGGUUCUUGACAGGCAGGGUGCAGUAGAUAGAGCAUAUACCAUUUUAGUGUAAUGCCAGUUUAAAAUCUCGACACUCUCUGAGAUUGCAUUGAAAUAGCUAAUCUAUUUCCAAGAAUACAUCUAUAAUAUCUCAGCUAUGAAGAAGUGUCCCUGCUAGAUUAGUAAGAGUGCAGCCAAGUGACUCUUAAUCUUGAUCCUUGGCUCAAAGCUUGGUGACUGGGAAUGGAGGGACAGGUUUAUAGGAAAGGAGUCUGAUUGUAGAAGAUAGUUUAUCGCAGUGGGUCCCAAACUUGGUUAUCUACACUGGAAUUGGGGAAACACUGGUUUAGUGAAGAAAGGUAGUUGCAUCUUUACAAUGAGACUGAGGGGGAUGAGACAGAAGGUAGUUUAACAGGGCAGGGUCUGUUCUCUACUUCAUCACUGAAGUCUGCUUUUUAGACGGCCAAAGAACUGUUCUGUGUGUGUGUGUCUCCAGGGCUUUUAUUAUUCAUGGAGGGGAAAAGCUUCCCUUUGGUUCAGUGCUUUCCAGUACGCUCAAGGCUUCUCAUCGGAUGACUUCAAAAGUGUACAAUGUAAAGAGAAUGAAGUCCAUUUAAAAUAUUUGGAAAUGUAGCUUGUGAACCAGCGAGAGGGGUGGCUUGUUUUGAUGCUGUAAAUUUGAAGACAUAGAUUGUGCAUCUUAAAUUCGGCUAGACUACAAGAAUUAGCCAGGUGCUUACAAAGAAACCUAAAUGCUCAAAGGAGUAAAGAAUGAAUAACAUGACCACAUUUUAUUAUUGGUAUACAUUUUUGCAUGUAAAGCUGUUACCAGACCUUUUGAAAUGCUCUUCUCCCAUUAGUGUGGACUUUGGAGGAUGUAGCUGUUUCUAUAGAGUUGUAAUACAGUUAAUUAAGAAUGUUAUGGGACAGGCUUUUGCCUCCCUGAAUAAAGCUGUUCUGGAGUUGAGCACACCCCUGGCAGUUUCGAGGCUCCAGUAUGAGCCCCUCUCGUGCUAGGGGGUAGGGAGCAGUCCACAGUGCCCGGGUUAGGAGUUCAGGAGCCUGCAUGUAGCUCAGAGGUAUACAGGGUCAUAUAGAGUAUCUGAUCUCUUUCUUUUCUGUAAUAAAAACAAAAAACUGUAAUACAAACAAUUGUGCCACGAUUCCACAGGCCCAUACUAACUGUCCUUAAUUUCUCUCCUACAGCAGUACUGCUAUGCCAGUCCUGUCUGCAUUCUUAAGGUUGCAGCUCAACACAUCCUGUGUAGGUUAUGGUGAACACAAAAAGAUUGUGUCCAAAGGAAGUACUAUCCCAAUUUGUCAGGGGCCACGGGUCAAAGUGGCAUGGUUUAAAGACACGAGUGGGGAGGGGAUCAAGAGUUUCUGUAGCCACAGCAGCUAUUCAAGCAGCCACCUUUCUAACCGCCUCUUCUGUAGCAUAAGUGAUGGUGUAGGCAUGUGCUAGUGGCAAGUGAGUCCCUGUGCAUUGAAUAUAAUAUAAAAAAAUAAUUUUUUAUAGACUAAAAUUUUAUAUUAACCUGCACAUCAAUGACACCUUAGUUUUAAUGCCUUUACAAUCUGCUUAAAAGCUCAGCAAAUAAAUACUGUGUGCAUCAAGGCCUGAUUUCAUAGCCCUGUUUUGGGGCUCAGUAUGGCCGUAGUAUAUUAACAUCUUUAACGUGACUUUGUUUAGUGAAACGAUUUUCCUGCCCUAUGUCGUCUUCACGUUGCAGUGAAACCCUUGUUUAAUAGGAACCACGCCUUUGCUAUUUUUAAACAAACAAAAUAACAAUUAGAAAUAUAUUUUAAAGUCUUAAGUUCGCACAUGCAAUAUAUUGAUCAUAACAAAAUAAAAUACGAUAAAUCAUCCCCAUCAUUUACAGAGGCAGAUUACCGAGGUUAAGAUUUGGGGAUUUAGUAUCGAUGCUGCUUGACAACAGAUUACAUUAAACGUUAGACUAUAAAGAAUCCCUCAAUAUAGCUGGGUGUGGAUGACUGAAGGAAGACUUUGUUGUUUUUUGCUUAAGUUACAUUACCAGGAGGUAUGCUGUGUGUUUAAGUUCAAACCCUUUCCAAAGUGUUACUAAUGGUAAAGAGAAUUUUCUAGGCUUCUAUUCUGCCGGUUGAAGUCAGACACUGCAGAUGGACACCAGGCACAGAAAGUGAGGGAAAACCCCAGAUCCCAAACUCCAUGCCAGAACGUACAUGGACGUCAUGCGUGAGCAGCACCUCACAAAGGAAGAGAAAGAGAUCCGUCAGCAGAUGGCGGAGAAGGCGAAGGCAGGGGAGCUGAAGGUGGUGAACGGCUCUGCUGCGUCCCAGGCUGCCGCUGCCGCAGCUGCAAAACGCAAGCGCCGGUGGGACCAGACUGCGGACCAGACCCCCAACAGUGCCAGCACCACGCCCAAGAAGGUGUCCAGCUGGGACCAGGCAGACGUCACCUCAGAGCAAACUCCAGGACACACACCGGGACACACACCCUCCGAGAGCCGCUGGGAUGAGACCCCCGGCCGGGCAAAGGGCAGUGAGACCCCUGGAGCCACCCCCAGCUCCCGCAUGUGGGACCCCACCCCCAGCCACACCCCUGCAGGAGCUGCCACGCCCGGCAGAGGAGACACACCUGGCCACGUCACACCAGGCCACGGGGGAGCCACCUCUAGCGUGCGCAAAAACCGCUGGGAUGAGACACCCAAGACAGAGAGAGAGACCCCUGGCCACGGCAGCGGCUGGGCUGAGACCCCCCGUACGGACCGUGGUGGUGACUCUGUGGAAGAGACUCCCACCCCAGGGGCCAGCAAGAGGAAGUCGCGCUGGGACGAGACCCCAGCCAGCCAGAUGGGCUCCUCCACCCCCCUGCUCACCCCGGGAAAGACCCCCAUAGGAACCCCUGCCAUGAAUAUGGCCACUCCCACGCCAGGUCACCUGAUGAGCAUGACUCCCGAGCAGCUGCAGGCCUGGCGCUGGGAACGUGAGAUAGACGAGAGGAACCGUCCGCUCACCGACGAUGAGCUCGAUGCCAUGUUCCCUGAGGGGUACAAGGUCCUGCCCCCUCCAGCGGGCUACGUUCCAAUCCGCACCCCGGCCCGCAAGCUCACUGCCACCCCCACCCCCAUGGGAGGAAUGACCGGGUUCCACAUGCAGACAGAGGACCGCACCAUGAAGACCAUCAACGACCAGCCCUCCGGCAACCUGCCCUUCCUCAAGCCAGACGACAUCCAGUACUUCGACAAGCUGCUGGUGGAGGUGGAUGAGUCGACUCUCAGUCCAGAGGAGCAGAAAGAACGGAAGAUCAUGAAACUGCUGCUGAAAAUCAAGAACGGCACUCCACCAAUGAGAAAGGCCGCGCUCCGUCAGAUCACAGAUAAAGCCCGUGAAUUUGGGGCUGGCCCACUCUUCAAUCAGAUUCUGCCCCUGCUGAUGUCCCCCACGCUGGAAGAUCAGGAGCGCCAUCUUCUGGUGAAGGUCAUCGACAGGAUCCUGUACAAGCUGGACGACCUGGUCCGGCCCUAUGUGCACAAGAUUCUCGUGGUUAUUGAACCCUUGUUGAUUGAUGAAGAUUACUAUGCCAGAGUGGAGGGCCGAGAAAUCAUCUCCAAUUUGGCCAAGGCUGCUGGUCUGGCCACCAUGAUCUCUACCAUGCGCCCCGACAUUGACAACAUGGAUGAGUAUGUGAGGAACACGACGGCCCGUGCCUUCGCUGUGGUGGCCUCGGCGCUGGGGAUCCCCUCGCUGCUCCCCUUCCUCAAGGCCGUGUGCAAGAGCAAGAAGUCCUGGCAGGCCAGGCACACUGGCAUCAAGAUCGUGCAGCAGAUCGCCAUCCUCAUGGGCUGUGCCAUCCUGCCCCAUCUCAGGAGCCUGGUGGAGAUCAUUGAGCACGGUCUGGUGGACGAGCAGCAGAAGGUGCGCACUAUCAGUGCUCUGGCUAUCGCUGCCCUGGCUGAGGCAGCCACCCCCUACGGUAUCGAGUCCUUCGACUCCGUGCUCAAGCCCCUGUGGAAGGGUAUUCGGCAGCACAGAGGCAAGGGUCUGGCUGCUUUCCUGAAGGCGAUCGGCUACCUGAUCCCCCUGAUGGACGCUGAGUAUGCCAACUACUACACCAGGGAGGUGAUGCUGAUCCUCAUCAGAGAGUUCCAGUCUCCCGAUGAGGAGAUGAAGAAGAUUGUGCUCAAGGUGGUGAAGCAGUGCUGUGGCACAGACGGUGUGGAAGCAAAUUACAUCAAGACAGAGAUCCUGCCGGCCUUCUUCAAACACUUUUGGCAGCACAGGAUGGCGCUGGACAGGAGGAAUUACAGACAGCUGGUAGACACCACGGUGGAGCUGGCUAACAAGGUGGGCGCUGCGGAGAUCAUCUCUCGCAUCGUGGACGACCUAAAGGACGAGGCGGAGCAGUACCGCAAGAUGGUGAUGGAGACCAUCGAGAAGAUCAUGGGCAACCUUGGGGCUGCUGACAUAGACCACAAACUGGAGGAGCAGCUUAUCGAUGGCAUCCUGUACGCCUUCCAGGAGCAGACUACUGAGGACUCUGUGAUGCUGAACGGCUUUGGCACAGUGGUGAACGCGCUUGGGAAGCGUGUAAAGCCCUACCUGCCCCAGAUUUGCGGUACCGUCCUGUGGCGUCUCAACAAUAAGUCCGCCAAAGUGCGCCAGCAAGCCGCGGACCUCAUUUCCAGAACCGCCGUCGUCAUGAAGACCUGCCAGGAGGAAAAGCUGAUGGGUCACUUGGGUGUGGUGCUGUACGAGUACCUGGGAGAGGAGUACCCCGAAGUGCUGGGGAGCAUUCUUGGGGCGCUCAAGGCCAUUGUAAACGUUAUCGGUAUGCACAAAAUGACUCCCCCGAUCAAGGACCUGCUGCCCAGACUGACGCCCAUCCUGAAGAACAGGCACGAGAAGGUCCAGGAGAACUGCAUCGACCUGGUCGGGCGAAUUGCUGACAGGGGAGCUGAGUAUGUCUCAGCCAGGGAGUGGAUGAGGAUUUGCUUUGAGCUGCUGGAGCUGUUGAAGGCUCACAAGAAAGCCAUCAGGAGAGCCACUGUCAACACCUUCGGCUACAUCGCCAAGGCCAUCGGCCCUCACGACGUGCUGGCCACUCUGCUCAAUAACCUGAAGGUCCAGGAGCGACAGAACCGCGUGUGCACCACCGUGGCCAUCGCUAUCGUGGCAGAGACAUGCUCCCCCUUCACCGUGCUGCCGGCGCUCAUGAACGAGUACCGCGUGCCUGAGCUCAAUGUGCAGAACGGCGUGCUCAAGUCCCUCUCCUUCCUCUUUGAGUACAUCGGGGAGAUGGGCAAGGACUACAUCUACGCAGUCACGCCACUGCUGGAGGACGCGCUCAUGGACAGAGACCUGGUGCACAGGCAGACAGCCAGUGCGGUGGUGCAGCACAUGUCUCUGGGUGUGUACGGGUUUGGCUGUGAGGACUCCCUCAAUCACCUGCUCAACUACGUCUGGCCCAACGUGUUCGAGACCUCGCCCCACGUCAUCCAGGCUGUCAUGGGGGCACUGGAGGGGCUGCGUGUCGCCAUCGGGCCCUGCCGCAUGCUGCAGUACUGCCUACAGGGCUUGUUCCACCCAGCGAGGAAGGUGAGGGAUGUUUACUGGAAGAUCUACAACUCCAUCUACAUCGGCUCCCAGGAUGCUCUGAUCGCACACUACCCCCGCGUGUACAACGACGAGAAGAACCCCUUUGUCCGCUACGAGCUAGAGUACUCCUUGUAACCUCCACAAAACACCUUGUUUUUUAUUACACACCCCCAGGAUUCCAGACUCCUUUUUUCUGCUUUGAACCUGUUUCGGGUGACAGACCAGUUAUCAGUAGAUGAUUGAAGGCUGUUGUAAAUCAUCACUAGCCUAUCAAAGCGCUCCGUUUGCAGCGACUUUCUUUAUGUAGGGGUUGUGUUGCGAUGCUGCAGAAAACAUGCAGGUCCUGCAAAUUUUAAAAUCUGCAGUUAAAUCUGUUGCAUUGCAGCAUCUUUAUUUAAAGGAAAACCCGUAUUACAUUAAGAUAUAAAGUACCUCUAGUCACAGAUGAAUUGUUUUGUUUAACAGGAUUUAUAAAAAUGUGUGUUUUGGUUGUUGUACUGUUACUGUGUACACGGCAUAAUGCUUGCGUAACGGUGUCACAAAAAAAAAAAAAACUACAGCAACCAAGCAUGUAAAACAUAAUUGUUAUAAAAACAAAAACGCUUGGAGCCUGUAGUGGGAGCAGAUACACAUUUUUAACAGAAACAGUGAAGAGCGUGCAAGCAAUGUGAAGUCAGUCAAGCUCAGUAGAGGCAACGAAGUACUUAAAUUAAAAAAAAAAAAAAAAAAAUGUAAUGUUCUGUGGAGCAAAUCUGUUUUUUUUAUCAAGGUUAAUAUUCCAUUUCUUGAGCUAAUGGGAUGUUUCUUUAUUUGACAGAAUAAACAUUUGUGUAUAAAAUUAAA